AUGGCGCGUACUCCCACCACCUCUACCGCCAGCAGUAGCAGCAUGAGUGAAACCCAGGCCGCCGCUUCCACCGCCCUCGCAGCACUUCUCGCCCGUCGCCGCGGCGUCAAGGUCAAGCCCUCAGCGGGUGUUCGAAAGGCGCGGAAGCCCAAGGCGAAGAAAGAGGUCCUCGAGAUGGAGAAGAGCAAGAUCGUAGCGAAGAACGUAACAGUGUUGAAAGGAGCUGGGAAGGUCAGCGAGAAGGAGAGGGAGGUCCGGAUGAGGAUAUUGGGAAUGAGGGAGGAGAAGAGUGGAAAGAAGAAGGGGGGGAAGAAGGUCGUUGUAGAGGACAGCGAUAGUGAUUAG
Morchella importuna is the source of this 345-nucleotide messenger RNA. RefSeq lists its product as uncharacterized. Lineage: Eukaryota; Fungi; Ascomycota; Pezizomycetes; Pezizales; Morchellaceae. Bases 1 to 345 code for a protein of 114 amino acids. The transcript is spliced from 2 exons. The record is from RefSeq and is a predicted model, not a curated record.